AUUAUAAUAAGUUACAAUUAAAUUCAGUGCCUUUUUUCCUGAUCGGUGUUGCAUAUUGGGAAUGUUUUAACCGUAAGGCCUCGGGUCACGGCGACAUAGCCGCCUGUUUGCUUCACCUUCAGACGUGAUCGUUUAUUAGUUUGGGUGAAAAAACAAAAUAACACGUAUCUGACUCAAAUUGAAUGUCAAAAUGCAGGAAAUUUAUAGGAACCUUGUGUUCGUUCCUACUUCGAGGAAUGCACGUAAUCCUGGAAUGUGCGUGUGUUUUUUUUGUUGACAAUUCAGUUGAAAUGCAUCUGUUGUGUCGGACGUGUUGAGUCAAGUCAUUGCUGUUCGAAACGCGUUCCUUGAAUAAUUAGCCUCAUGGGUUUUACUUAGAAAAGCACAACCGGAUGUUGUUGUUUCUCCCUUCCGCUAACUUGACCGGCCAUUCUCAUUCACUUUGUGGCAUUUCGAUCCCACUUGACGCGAGUACCUUUCGAGCUCAGAGGCGCAGGUCGAUACCGGAAGCUUUCGCAUCAUAACCGGCGUUUACCGGCUGUUUCACGCGAGUGUCAGAUCGAUUUAAGUCUCGUCAUCCAAACAGGGGAUAAAAUGGAUGGAGCUGCAUCUACCUUAUUGGCAACCUAAGGAAAAGAAAUUCCAAACUGGUGCUGAGGAAAGCUGCCCUUCUCACUCAUGACUUUCUGCUGUGAACGUUUGAUUGGUGUGCCUCAAAAUCUGUGAUGGAAAAUCGUGAUGAUGAAGGUGAGCAGCACCACAGCACGAGUGUGGGAGAGGCGAGCAGCACUGGAGACAGCACCCCUCCCCCAAAACGUAAGGGCAAGUUCUCUAGUCUUGGCAAGAUUUUCAAGCCGUGGAAGUGGCGGAAGAAGAAAAGCAGUGAGAAGUUCAAGGAAGCGUCAGAAGAACUGGAGAGAAGGAUGUCAACGAGGCGUACGCGGCAAGAGCUUAUAGACCAGGGAGUGCUAAAAGAAGUUCCAGACAAUGAUGCAGAUGGAGCUGCACACAGCCUGAAGCAUCCCUAUGUGAAAAAUGGGCACACUCUGCCUGUGAGCGGUGGAGGAGGGGUCAGUGCUGGAAGGAGCCACCAGGGCAGAACGUCCUCUGAUUCAGACUUUAGGAUAAACCCUACUUGGCUCGCCCAUUCAGACGACCAUAGGGGCCGAUCUCCCUCAGAUAGAGAACGUCGAAGAGUUCCGGGCUCCAGGGGUUCCGGAGCCCCGGAGGAAGAGCAGAGAGGAAGUGGGGUGAUCGUGUCCCGUGGGCAUGGAGAGACUGAGUGGAAAACUAACACAUCGUGGCAUGGGCACAAUCAGAUGGAUGAAGGCAGAAGUGGAGGUCAGUUUCACCCUGAAGAUGGACAGAGGAGGCCCGGGCUCCAGAAAGCACCCUCAGAGGAUAUUAGGAGAAGUAGACAGUCUGACGCGGAUUGGAAACCUACACUCCCCCGUCAUGCAUCUGCUGAAGAGGGAAGGGCCCGGAGAGAGUCGGACAGCCAUUUUGUGUCUGACCCUGAAGCACUGAAGGACACCCUUCGUGAACCUCUGCCGCCUAAACAGUCCGUCAUGCCUCCAAAAUGGUUGAUAAGCUCUACGCCUGAACCAGGCAGCGUCUCAUUGAACCAGGCCUCGGCCCAAUACCCGUCCCUCCCUUCCUCCUCGAGUACUGCUCCGAAACCUACAAGGAACGUCUCCUCUGCUGGUGCAAACACUCAGCAGUCUUCAUCUGCCGCUUCAUCGUCCGUCACUCAGGCUAACAAGCAGCCACCUCUUCCUCCGCCCAAGCCAGUGAACAGGGGCAACCCCGGCAUGCUAGUCUCCGCCCUGCAGGGUGGAGCGCACGCACAGCUUCCGCUCUACUGGUCCUGCUGGAAGCGAGAGUGCGAGUAUGAUGUCUAUCUGUCACUGCCUGUCUACCUGUGCCGGCGGGCUGGAGGCCUGCGCUCAGGAGACCUCACCCAAACUGCCGCGGGGGCUAGUCUUGUCCCAGCGAAACCCUCUCCUCCAAUGCCCCCAAAGAGAACCACCCCGGUCACCAAGCGUAACUCCGAAGACUCCUCUGGUUCAAGCCAUCCUAUGACGCCUUCGCCACUUUCACUUGAGGACCACAGCUCUGUGAGCUUUCAGCUGCCUCCUCCUCCCCCAUCUCCUCCACUUCCCUCACAUAUUCCGCCUUCUCCACCCCGACAGCAAAUACACCCCCAACACCUUCACCAUCAGCACUCUUACCCGCAUCCACUACCGCAACCUAUCCCAAUCUUGUUUGAUCCCCCAAGCCCUGUCAGUGAGUCCCCCCAGCGCCCAGCUCCUGUCCCACUGCACAUCAUGAUCCAGCGAGCUCUGUCCAGUCCUGGCCCUAUUCAACCCAACCCAGAUGGGUCACAACGUGCUCACACAUUGCUGUUUGAAACACCUCCAGACUACCAAGCAGAUCGAGGUCGCCCCCUUCCUGUCAGCAUUCAACCCCUAAAACUAUCUGAAGAUGACUACUCUGAAGAAGAGGAGGAAGAAGAAGAGGACGAUGAUGAUGAAGAAGAGGAGGAGUACGAUGGAGAGAUUCCCCAGCCAAAGCUACAGCCACGGAGUCGCCGCGGCUUGGUUGUUGAUGCUAGCAUUUGCGUCAUUCCUAGUGAAGAAAACAGUGAGGAGGAGGAGGAAGAGCAUGACGACGAGGAUGAGGAGCAUGGAAUAUGCAGAGAAGACAGUGAUUCUGAUGGUCCUGUGCUUUUUAAAAAGGAAGAUGAGGAUGAGGAGGAAGAGCCCCCACUGAGUGCCCUGGCCAGCAAAGUGAAAAGGAAAGACACCCUGGCUCUAAAGUUAAACAGCCGUCCCUCUGCACCCGACAGGGACAGAUUUGUACAGGAGCGGAGCACCAGAGAUGACCAGCCACUAGGACAGGCUGGCCUCACCUGGCAGAGCAGGGAGCAAUGGGAGGCUAUACGCACACAGAUUGGAUCUGCGCUUACAAGACGUCUUAGCCAGAGACCCACUGCUGAGGAGCUUGAGCAACGAAACAUCCUUCAACCCAAAAAUCAGGCUGACAGACAAGCAGAGGUUAGAGAGAUUAAGCGAAGACUGACCAGAAAGCUGAGUCAAAGACCAACAGUUGCAGAACUCCAGGCCAGAAAAAUCUUGCGAUUCCACGAGUACGUUGAAGUCACUGAUGCCCAAGACUACGAUCGUAGGGCGGACAAGCCAUGGACCAAGCUGACACCUGCUGACAAGGCAGCCAUCCGGAAAGAGCUUAAUGAUUAUAAAAGCACUGAAAUGGAGGUUCACGAAGAAAGCAGAAUUUACACAAGGUUUCACCGGCCUUAAAUCCACCAUAUUCAGCUGGUGAAAAAAGCACUUAACGUCUCUUGCAAGCAGCUGCUGACUAUGCAGACGGACCAACACUUUCUCAUUUCCUGAAUGUACUGUAAAAUUAAUCAGGGACAGCCUGGAACUGACUAUAGACAAGAAUGCUUCUCGCUCCCCCCAAUCACCCUCACAAACUUGAUUUCAGUGGAUAGAGGUUGUGUUGGUGCUGGGAGAAGAUGCAGUAUCCAUCCCAGACAACAGGGGGAACCACGUGCCAACCAAAUGGAGACAUUUGCAAAGGACUGACCUUGCAGGGCUUCUGUCGCCUGCGCAGUAAUGUGGUGUCCUCAGGGACCUGGAUCUAGUAAUACCUUUAAUGCGGCCUCAUUCUGUGUUGCCUUUUUCUUUACUUUAUAUGAAAACGCUAACUCAUUCAUCUUGUUAAUGUGACAACGUAAAGUAAUAAUAGCUAACAAACAUGAUAAUGUCUAGUUCUCCACAUAAUAGUAAUGGAGACACAUGGAUAUAGCUUGCGAGGAGUGGAGAAUGAAGACUGGGAUAUUCUGUUUUAGGAUUGGACAUCUCUGGGAAAUUGUGUGUUUUUAUAUUAACUGUACAGAUUGCUAUUAUGAUAUCUUAGAAUGAAACUCAGAAAGAUCUAAUUACAAAAUGUGUAAUGCACAAGAUAUUUUAUAAUUUUGUUCAUGAGUAGUGACGGCGCUUGGUUUUUGGAAAUCUCUUUGGCUUGCCUGUCUUUAAAGUUGUGUUGUGGUCAUUUCAGCGUGACUCUUUAGAAAUUGAAGAGGAGAUGUACAGGUCAGGAUACUGUAGGUGAAUAUUUGUGCCAAUGUACCCAAUGCCUAAGAAAAAAUAGGAUAUUGGUAUUCAUAUCAAUUAUUUCUGAAAUCUGCAUGAGCCAACUAAGAUCCCAUUGUCAUUGGAUCUGGAAAAUCUCUUCAUUUAUACUUUUCUAUGAGUUUUGUACUUCCCUUUAAUCACACAUGCAAUGCAUUUCUGUAGCCAUUUUGUAUAAGGUCAUGCUGGUACUGUCGACCAAGAAUUCAAGUCGCUGUGAUGGAUCAGGGGUUUAUCCAAAAAAAAAAAAAAAAAAAAAAAAAAAAAUCUGGAAAUGUAUGAACGGUCAACAGGGGAUCAUUUUGGCUGGAACUUUUUAUCUGCAACUAUUUUAUUUUGUAGUGUUGUCUGGCCAGUAGCUUACAGGGUUCCCUGCUGUGUACAGGUGGAUUAUAGGUUUCACUGAUGCUUGUGUAUAUCUUGUCUUCCUUUCAUUUGAAAAUAAAUUUUAAAUAAAGUAUUAUAGGUUGAUAUUUUAAGCACAGAAUCUUAGUUUAUGAUUAAGUGCUACAAGAAUGGGAAUGGCUAUGUACCCUCUCUCUAAAGGCUAAGUUCAUUUUUAAUUGAAUGUGAAGAUGUAUGGACUGAUAGUUGUUUUUCUUUUAAUUGUACAUAGUGACAUCUGGAUCUAAUUAAAAAAAAAAAAUACUGCUUGAACCGUUUGUGCAUGAUGAUUCACUACUUGGAAUUUAAAUUACAAUUUUUGUUGAUGUUCAA
Corythoichthys intestinalis (scribbled pipefish) is the source of this 4874-nucleotide messenger RNA. It is a transcript of the gene phactr4b, whose product is annotated as phosphatase and actin regulator 4b. The record is from RefSeq and is a predicted model, not a curated record. The coding region runs from base 726 to 3320 and encodes 864 amino acids. Gene Ontology annotation, biological process: neural crest cell migration; actin cytoskeleton organization. Lineage: Eukaryota; Metazoa; Chordata; Actinopteri; Syngnathiformes; Syngnathidae. The transcript has 16 exons. Gene Ontology annotation, molecular function: actin binding.